Molecule: messenger RNA, 9807 nt
Organism: Aplysia californica (California sea hare)
Lineage: Eukaryota; Metazoa; Mollusca; Gastropoda; Aplysiida; Aplysiidae
Exons: 16
Coding region: 517-9636 (3039 amino acids)
Molecular function (GO): protein binding
Source: RefSeq, a predicted model, not a curated record
UAAUACUGUGAGUGAUGGUUUAUUUGCAGAUCUAUAAAUCAAAGAAAAUGUGAGAUGUUAGGCUACUGUUUGAUGAUUUUCAUUUCUAGGUAUUCUCUUUGAUUUAAGUGAAAGUUGGGAAAAUUGCAAACCACAGUCAAUUGUCUACAUAGCAAUCUCAUAUUAUUUCUUGACCGUCCUAACUGAUGAGUAAACACAAACAGAUCAAAAUCUCCCUUGGCGUAGAGGCCUAUUUUUAAACUGCUCGUCUUUGAUGCGGGGAUGAGGUGAAGGACAUUGUGGAAUGAUGGUCUAUUUCACUCAAGUUGGCAAUGGCGGAGCUCUCGGCGUUCUCGAGGACUUUGGCCUAGUGUUUCCCCCAUCUACUCUUGACAAUGUCGACAAUUUGAUUUUGUGUGUUCCUCAUGAUGUUCUUCGUUUGGCCUUUCCAGACCAUAGAAUGAUGAUUAUAAAGAUUACGCACAUGAUUCAACUGGAAUUGUAACCUAAAUUUGCCUGGAUGGUCCCGCGCCUACAAUGGAGUGCGAUGGGGAAGAUCCAAGCUCUCUUCUUUCUCUGCGGGAGACACUACUGCCGCCUGAUACUUCAUCGUCGUCCUCCUCUCAGGUUCUUGGGCAUGGUCAGUUGCACAACUGGACAGCUUCCAUUGGUCAGUCGGUUGACAUCUCUGGCCAGUUCUCCCCAGUAUCCCCUGCAGAUGGUUUUAGUAAUGGUCAGAAUCAUGGAGAGGGAGCCAUGCGUUUCUAUGGAUAUCAUAGAGCCUCAGCACAAGACGGCAGCAGGAAUGGGGAGUUGAGUGUGCAGGGACAGUUUCCUGUACAAAACCGGGCUGUGAAUAACGGUAAUCUGAGCAAUAGCCUGGGAGGGUUUGUGUCCAGCUCAAGCCACACUACGACCAAUAGUUGCUCCACUCUUUACUACACUGAGCCAGAUUUCAGACCUGAUGGGGACCUCUACAGCAAUAAGGAUGGUAGUAGACACAAUUCUGUCAACGGUGGGUCUGACCCAUGCAGUCAUCGAGUUGCAAUAUCCCAGACGUCAAUGCGACCUCCUGUCUCUCAUGUGUCACAACCUUUCUCCCAGACUCUUGAGUACACUCUAAAUGCUGAGAUGCCUGAUCCUAACAAGGCAGGGAGCCGCAGUGUAGAUCUAGACCAGAGUUUUUUUGACUCUCGGAUGAAAGCAGGAGACUUCCCUAAGGAGAUGGAGAACAUGUAUGAUGCCUCAACGAGUAAGCAGAGCUCCAAGGCCAUGGCUGGUCAGGACUCAUCUCUCACCUUCGACCGUAGGCAGAUGGACAUCUCCAACUUUGAUACAGAUUUCGAUUUUGCUACUCCAUCCCGCGACUAUGGAACUUCAGCGGGUCGCGUUGACCUGUCUUCGUUGCAUCGAGGGGCUCAACAACUUGCCUACCACCAGAGCAUGGCAAGCAUGGAUUCUUCCUCUCAUGUAACUAUACCCCAAAAGUACUCCAAUACCGUCCCAAUGUCAGAUUCUAAUCAGCAAUACACUGGUGUGUCUCUGCCUGUUGACUCCUCCAGCCCACAGCAACCCAGUGAUGAACUGAAAAGGGUUCAUAUGGCAUAUCCCUCUUUCAGCUUUGGAGAUAAUUCUGAUUUUGAAAGUUUGAGAUUGGCUGAGGCUGUACAAAAAAAACCUUCCUUGAGCCAGCAUUUUGGGAGUAUUUCUUCUGAUUUAGACCCAGUGUUCCAUGCUACUCCAGCUGAUGUAUCUAGUCACCACAAAUACAAGUUCGAUAUGGGGAAAACUGCAACAAGCGAUGAAUUUAGAGAAACUGUGAGAAAUCCACGCAGCAGUGUGAAGGAAACAGAUGAGACUGGCAGAGAUGCUGGGAAGUGGAAUGGUCGGCCACGGGCCCACCGCAAGAUGGCGAGGCUUCUGGGUGGUGGAGGGUUAAAGAUGAGACAUGGAGCAGUUGAAGUAGCCAGUACAAGUGUCGGUGCUGCCUUACACGCUGGUGUUGAGGAAGGAGGUUAUGAGACGAUGAAGGACCAGCAUGCAUUGCGAACGGAAGUCCAAGGCAAAGUGGCUUAUCACGGCGGUGAAAACCAACGAGAUGUGACCAAUAAUUCUAGGACUUUCCUGACCAUGGAAGAAGAACUGGAGUUGAGAGCCUCAGAGCAUGAACAGAGAAGGUUGACUAGCCGUAGCAGGGCGGAUGAUGCAGAUCGGCAGUUUGCUCUCCCUAAAGAAUCAGGUCUUCUCAGCUCUCAUGGCCUUACUUUGGACCCUGUCUCAUUUUCUAUGCCUGUAAUGCACAAGGACUCCUCCUUACUCACUGAUCAUCAGUUUCUGUCAGGUCCCCAGCUGGACUUGGAUUUACAACACUCUCUGACAACUUCAUCUCAGAGGGAGCUGGAUAUGAAUCAACAGUUGGCGCUGCAGGUUCACAAAGAUUUUGACAUGGACGCUGGGCAUGCCGCCGCUGGCCCUGAUGACCUGUCGUUUGAUUCCCCGAUGGACCCUGCACAUACCGGUGAAGCAGAGCUAGCCUUUUCGGACAUGAACAUCGGUGGGCAUGGACAGCAGGACCUCCCUCUCGAAGCAUAUUUUGGGACGGGUGUGGAUAGAGAUAUUACCUUUUCCAGGAAAAUACAGACUCAGCUGAUCCGAGACAUUGGUUGUAUGACUGGCUCUGCUGACAACGAUUUUAAUUUUGAGGAGUACAUGAACAGCCAGCCACAACGUGAUCUGAGUCAGCCAUACUUUGAUCGCACUGAUAUUCCCCAAGAUAUGACCUUGUAUCAGAAAUCGCCGUCAGAAAAAAUGACUGUGCUACCAGAUACUUCUUCCAUUUUCAAAGAACGGGAGAAGAAUGAUGGGUCAGAUCUGAACAGUAUGAAGCAGAUGAGAGAGGUUUCAGAACUUCAAAAAGAGUUAACAAAGACUUCGGCCAAAGAGAGUAUGAAAGGUAUUCGCACACCUAGAGACCUGACGCGGGCUUUGGAGAGUCUUCAGGAAAAUGAAAAAGAAGAGGCAAGGCUCAAAGAACAACAACAACAGCAACAGCAACAACAUCAACAGAGAGAGCAGCUUGAGUCUCAACAGCAGCUUCACCAACAGCAACAUCCACAGCAGCCAGUUAGCAGUCUUGUCUCUAGCCCUAAGAAGACUUUUCAGACCAAGCACCAGUUAGAGAGUAUGGCUCUUGCUGAUCAGCACUUUCUUGGGUCGACGUCAGGCUUCAUGGAUGAAGCUCCGGUCCCAGGGCUGUUGGAUUCCCCGUCUCUCAGCCUCAGCAACCAGCAUAAUUCAGCACCAGAAAACCCACCCAUGAUGUCGCACUACCAGGCUUUCCCGUUCCUUCCUCCUCCACCAGGCGAGAUAGAGAUGGAUCCGUCCAUUGGAGGAGGCAACAAGCGAGAGACAAGUAUCGGCCAUUCAGUCAAUUCUGAACUGGAUAAUCACAUCCUCAAGCGGCUAGCAUUGUCGUCCGUCUCACAUGAUACCGCUAGUGGCCCCCCCUCACUUCCUUUCCCCUCCCAUUCAGCGAGUAUGGAAUCUGUGCUUCUGGAAACGGACUCAACUGCAACUGUUGAUUCAGACGUCUCCUUCCAGCUUCCUGUCAUGUCUGGCUUCCACAAUGAGCAAACUACCUCAGAAACCAUGACCGACAAAUUUAUUCCGCCUGGCAAUACUGCAACGGACACGACAAGACCCAGGCAAGAAAUGGCACCUAUGAUAGAGUUUGCCGUUAGGCAGUUAUUGACCUCUGACCGGAUGCAUACCUUAACUGCUGGCAGUGAUCACCGCUCUGAUAAUAUGUCAACCAUGACUCAGUCGGGAUUAUCAAUGGCGAAGAGAGAAUCUGAAAUAUUGUCUUCAUCUCGUCAGAAUCUCUACUCCAUGAUGAAGCAAGAGCAGUUUUGUGAUGCGGUACUCUCCACUCCAAACAUCUCCAUCAAAGUGCACCAAGUUGUGCUGUGUUCCCUUAGCCAGGAGCUGACCGCCUUGCUGCACACGAUGCGACCACCGGAGCCAAGCCAGGGGUCCUCUCCGUCUGUCAUGCUGGUGGUCAACUGUGACAGCAUUAAGUCCAGCUCCCUUUCCACCUUCCUCAGCCUUGUCUACGUGGGUCAUGGUCCGCUGACCCACACUAAUGUGCUGGAUGUGUAUGUUCUGGCGUCCAGUCUCCGCAUGCCAUCUGUGCAAAAGUUAUGCCGUGACGUGAUGACUCAUAUGAGGAUCUCGAGCAGUCAAGUUAAAAAACCGCAGCUUGUAGUCUCUACACCAGUGCUUAAGAAAAGGGAUAAGAGUUGUUCCACUGACGCAACUGCAGCUGCUGGGGGGAAGGUGUAUGAGGAACGGGCGGUCAAUACUGGUCGCUGGGACUGGUCGAUGGAUGCUUCCACUCAGACUGACCGCUCGACCAGCGAGGCCGGAGAACGUGGACAGGAGGAGUGGGUCAUGCUGAAGAAGACGAAGCAGAAGACUGUGUCACCGUCCAAGAGUAGAGUGUUAGGAGUUAAAGUCGGUGUGUCCAGUGACAACAAUCCUGCCUCCUCUCAGACUGCUUUGAAAGUUGGGAAAAAAGGCUGCUUGUCUCCCAAGCAAACAUGUACAUCAGAUGCUCUGAUGGAAUCUGUGAGUGUCAGUGGCUCUGGUGCUGGGGAAAUUCUUCAGUUGAGUAGUUCUGCAACGGUAUGUCCUUCAGGGAAAGGGAAAGAUAGCUGUGUUGGAAUUGAGUCAAAAUCUGAUUCAAACUCAAGGCUGGAGGAGAGCAGAAUUCCCUGUGUCAGGGACAGAAAACCAAAUGUUGAUGAUGUUAUCGUGGAGAGGAGCACUACCUCUUCGUCGUCGUCUAGGGCAGAUGGAGAGAGGAAAAAGUCCUGUUUUGUAUCCUCUCCAUCAGUAGAACCCAAGACUGCACGCACGACAGUGGAGAUUGCAGAAGCUGCUGCAGCCGCAAAACUCUCUGCUCACAGUUACGGGACACGCUGGGCCCGAGGUGGCAACAGAAACUUUGUGUCGUAUGCCGCACUGGCUUCGGGGCUUGAUCGGAAGAAAGUGUCUACCGGCCAGAGAGAAAAACCUUCAUCUUUGUCAAAAAAGAAGGAGUUUAUCAAAUCAGCUGCCAGAAAUGAGAUGGCUGUUUGUGGCUCUGAACUGUCGACCCCUGUCAGAAGUGGCAGUGGUCACAGUAAGAUUGAGAAUGUGCAGAAUUUGGAAGUGUUGAACUCUGCAGAAGGCAAAGAUCCUGUGAGUAUUCAGUUUGGGAAAUCAGUAGGCGUGACGGAGGUAACUAAGGUGCCUGAUGUUAUGAUGAAACACCCUGACUCUGCUAUGGUCAGACAGUCUGCGAAGAGAUCUUUCAAGAAGAGCAUUGUUCACAGGUCAUGCAGUGAGGAGGUUCUAAAGGAUUCCAUAGGGAAGGACAAUCUGCAAACCAAAUCAGUGACUGCAGAGAAUGCAAGAGAGAGUGUUGGUGAUUUGAAGAGCAUUCGAAGUUCAUCUUUUGGAAUCCCUGACAGAUCUAACGUAAGUGACUCAGAGAUAUGGGAAGGGGGUAGCAACUCUGUGAGUCAUCUUCUGGAGUCAAUUGUCAACAACAUGGGUUCAGAGGAUGCUGACCUCCAGAAGGUUAUUCGCGAUCUCGACUCGGAGCUGCGUACCUCCCCAUCUUCUGCUAGUGGUCCACCAGCCUCCGCAUCCACACUCUCUGUAUCUUCACCUCUUAGAUCUCUUCAGCCACCUGAGGUGAGCCCUCCCCCAUCGAAGAUCAAAAUCACCUCGCAGUCUUCCACACCUCAAGGGUUUAGAAAAAGGCUUAUCCAGCAGAUGAAUUCAGAGAAAUCUGGAGCAUCCUCAUCAAUGGCCAGCUCUCAGCAACCGCUGAGCCAGUCGAUUGUCAAUAAUGCUGUACUCACCACAUCAUCAGAAAGCAACUUGCUCCCCGUCACUUUUGACAGUCUGAUAGCAGCGUCAUGCGACUCUGGGGUGUCGUCAGCUUGCGGCGUCACCUCAAGUGGCUUGUCUGUCAACGUAUCUUCUGUCAGAGAUGCCCUGAUGACAUCAUGUAUGAGUGUGACCAGUGGUCAAGCACCAGCAAAGAACUUUGAGGCUGCAACAACUGCCCCCUCAGGUCUCCAGACGCUGAAUGUGUCCAGUGUGGGAUUUGGUCGAAACCCGGGGACUGAGGAGAACAGCAGGCAGUUGGUACCCGCGACCUCCUCUAUGGACGUGUCGCCUCUCUCCGACCCGUUGUCAGCUGCUACUGGAUUACGCACCAGUAACAAGUCUCCUGUGUCAGGGAAGAGCGCGGCAUCUGCUGACGGGUCAGACAGGGACCUGGCGUCGCGGGAAGAAGACUCGCACACUUUCCACCACAAAAUCUUUAAGCGGAACCGCAGGACCAAAGUGAAAAAAUCUUUGUUAGCAGAAGACGUUGGCCUGGGCAAUGUGAAGGUGAAGGUCAAAAAGCUACAUUUGUUGGAGAUAGAUGGAGGGCUGGGGCUGAGCAAGGUGCGACAGAGGAAACACACAGGAAGUGACACGGAGGGCGGGAGCAGCAGUGGCCGGAGCAAGCAGAAGAAAUCUUUGUCUAGUGAGGUCGGGGGUUUUCUGUCCAAAGUGAGACCCCCGCCUAAGAAAAGGGCCAAAAUGGAGCUGGAGUUUUUGCGAGCGUCAGGGCGGCCGUCUUCAGAUGAAAGGCUAGAGUGUGAUGGGAGUAAUAAAAAUGUGGUGGCUGACCAGCUCCCAGGAGCUGAUGUGCACAACCCCAUGGAGAAGUGCGAGAAACUUGGUAGAGACUCACCAGGUGACAAUCUUGGUGUCCCAAAGGCGAGUGAUUCUCUACAAAGCUGUUCUGUGGACCCCUGUAUUGACAGUUCGCUCAGAUCAGUAGUUACAAAAGAUCCAAAUUUGGAGAAUGAGGCAUCUGAAGCAGAGAGAAAUACUGCGUCUUUGACAGCGGGAAAGAAUACCUCCUCAAGUGUGAAAGGAAAACAUGUCUCAGCUGUAGGAGGGAGUGGUGCCUCAAAUGUAAGAGGAAAAAAUACCCCAGCUGUAGGAGGAAAUCAUCUCACAAGUGUUAGAGGAAAAAAUAACUCGACCUUUGGAGGAAACAGUGCCCCAAAUGUAGAGGAAUCUGAUUCGGUGCUUGAUGAGAAUGAAUCUGUCUGUGUCCUGAACAAGUCAAGUGACCCUCUCUCGGUCCAGUCUGAUAGUGUUGAGGAGGAGGCAUCCGCUAGAUUUAAACAAAAAGACACUCUUGCAGAAGAAAGCUUUGGUUCCAGUUCUAAGAAAGCGGAAAGAGAAAGGAUGGAUGGUGUGGUCAGUGCAAAGGGCAAGAAGUCAGCUCCGUCCGGGCAGGUCAGGGAGCGAAGCGCAGUAACGGUGGGAACUGUCAAGUCCAGCUGGUUGAAAGGAGCUUCGACCAGGGCUGUCCCUCGGAAGUCUUUCUCCAAACCAAUGAAAAGACCAACCAUUGCAGAAAAAUCUAAGGCGAAAGAGUCGACGGUGAUGAAGAAACAGAAAUCCAAAGAGAACAGCAGUAAAUCCAGGAAAGUGGAGUCGGUGGUGUUGCCGAGCUCAGCAGACGUGAGGAAUAUUUCUGUGGAGACGGAGUUGACGCUGUUGCUUGAGCAGCGAUCCAAGUCUGACAAGCCCCAGAGGAAUCAUUUCAUCUGCAAGCUAUGUCAGGCUGUGGUGAAGAGUGCGCGGCGCACCAUCAAGCACGUGUUGAAUCAUGGCACAGAGCCAGACUGUGUGCUGGAGCAGGUGACAAUAGGCCAAGGGAAGGAUGUUUCUCAGAGUUGCGAACUGUGUGGCUACCACAGCACGGUAGGGAGGGCCUACUACCUGCACUACCACCGCUACUUCAAACACGGCAUGCCGCUUCCUCCUGGCUGGAGCAGCAACCGCUGCGACAUCUGUGACAAGGAAUGCCACACCAAAUUCAUGCUCAAGGAACACCAGCGCACGCACCAGAGUCAGGAGUCGGGCUUCACGUGCCCGCACUGUGGACAGGCUUUUCAGAACCGUAACAGUUUCAACAACCACAUCUUUCACAAGCACUCGAAAGACCGCAAGCAUCAGUGCAAGGUUUGUGAGAAGAGCUUCAAGACCUGGACACAGCUCAAGGUCCACUUCCGGUCACACACAGGCAACCGUCCAUUUUCAUGCCCCGAGUGCGACUACAGCAGCACUACACAGGGCAACAUGAAGAACCACCUGAAAGGCAAACACAGCUUUGACGAUGAUAGAGUCAAUGUCAUUAUUAAAAAGCUCAACCAAGAAAACAAGGACUUGGAUCCAGCUGGACUUGCCGUUGCUAUGCAGGCACUUGUGGAGAAGAUGAAAACAGACCCGAGCUUAAAAUAUCCAAAUCAGAAAAGGAAAUCUGAUGGUGGAAAGUCUGGUCUGAAAAAAUCUGCAGCAUCUGGAAAGUCUGGACGAUCACGGUUUGAGGGAAGUCGGAUCCAGCGUCUGCUUACCCAGCCCCUGUCCACCCUCCAGCCUCCCACACUGGUGUUACCAUCUGUGCUGAAGAAUGAAGGUGUUGCCUGCAGCGAAAAGAGCUCUGUUCGAAGUGGCCAGGUUAAGUCUGAAAAAUCCACCUCAGUGGUCCCCAUCAAUACCUCUACAGUUGCUAUGCCUCCCGUCAUGUCGCAAGAGACGGUGUCAACUACAACAGCAGCCACAGCCACAGCUCUGCUCCCAGCCAAAAGUCUCCUGCUGCCUCUGUCCCAGUCCAAGCCCCUCCCCCCACCCUCGGUUCUGUGUACCGUCCAGACAGCUGCAGCGACGGUUGGGGUUGGCGGGCAGGAGUCAGACUCGCUCCUCAGCUGCUCCGUGAUCCCUGUGCAGAUCCUGCCCGCGCCUAAUCUGGACAGCUCCUCCAUGAUGGAGAUCCCUUGCACGGUCCCCCACCAGACUGUCAGUUUUGGCACGGCGGCUGACAUGCUGGCAUCGAGCGUUGCCGUGAUGAACCACCAUCCCCACCACCUUCCCACGGUGCACUGGCUGCAGACGGAUGGCUCGCCUCUGACCUCUGUGUCGGCUGUGACAUUGCCUCAGGAGCCUAUUACGAUCUUGAACACAGGUCAAGGUCACAGCCUCCUGACUGGCGUGGACCAAGUGGACUCUCGAGUGGAGAUCAACGGCUCCACAGCUUCUUUGGUUGUGCUGCCAGGGCCAGCUAUUGCGGAGAGUUCGGGCGCAAUCGCCGCGGUCAACUCACAGUUGUCCAGCCUCUUUCCUACUAACCCCACGGCCUGCCAGCCCAUGAUAUUUCCUGUGACCUCUGACCUAUGCACUGUCCCGACCUCUGUUGUUUCCGCAGUGAGCUCACUACCUCACCACCACAUGGUACAAGUGGACUUUGUCGGAGGCUCCGGUGAUGGGCCAGACAUCUCCGAGCUGGGAGGGGAGCUGGACAUCGGCUCUGGUCAAGAAGGGUCAGUUGCCGAACAACCGGCAGACAGCACCGACGUCAGCCCGCCGGAGGAGGUCAAGCUUGCAGGUUCGGCCGACCUGCUGGGCGUCGUGACGACAGACCAGUCUGACGACUGUGACGGCACUGUCGCUAUGUGUGGGGAGCAGCCUGGGAGUUACGCUAACUCUCACGAUGCAGAAUUCCUGACCCAGGUCAUUGUUAGUUCUGGGGUUACUUGAAAUAAAGCUCGAGUUUAGGAAUUUAAAAAUACUUCUGAGCAUAUUAUGAAUGUAAAGAAUAAGGUUGUAUUUUCUCAAACCUCUGCCCAUUUGCAGUGGAACUCGGAUUCAACGAACUGGAAUUCAACGAGAACUUGGAUUCAACAAAAGGAGGUGAUUCCUGGUUUUUUU